AUUUAUGUUUCUGACUCCUUCUCCCAAUUCUAGGAGUUCUGUCACUCAAAUUUCCUGAGGCUCCGACAGUCAAGUCAACGUGCUUGUUCUUUACUGAACUGUUACCCCACUGCUCAGAUGUGCCUCCUCUGGCCCGGGUGGUGCAGGAGGACGGCAAACUGUUGAUGCAGGCCGUGCUGGAGGGCAUCGGGGGCGGGGCCUCUCGGAGCCUGAUGGACCAGUUUGCAGAAGUGCUUUUCUCUCUGAACAAGCACUGCUUCUCUCUGCUCGCCAUGUGGUUGAAGGAGGCUCUGCAGCCUCCCGGCUUCCCGUCAUCGCGGGUCACAACUCAACAGAAAGACAACUUCUCACAUCAGAUACUCAGAGAACGAGUGAACAAGAGGAGGGUGAAGGACAUAGUGAAGGAGUUCACACUACUGUGCAGAGGGCUCCACGGUACGGAGUACGCCGCUGAAUACUGAAACUCUACCCUUUGAACUCUCGCCCAACCGGGACCUCUGCCCUCGCGCCACAGUUCUCACAAACCCCAACAGCGAAGACAUCAUGAAAUGAUUGUAAUGAUACCCCCCCCCCCCGCCGCAGCCGCCGCCAUCGCAGGACAAGACAAGGAACCCAUUCCAGACCUACCAUCGGAUUAAUGGACUAACUUUAAACCCCCGGUGGCUUCAGGGAGGCUGUCCUCUCUGCUCCCAUUUUCUUUUUCCGUUAUCAGAUUGAUUGUCUCUCCCUCCUCUCUCUCAUUUCUUCGAACGAGCUCCGAGCAGCGCUCCCAGCUUGCUGCCUCUCGCCUCCUUCUAUCUCUGUCUUGUUCUGCCUUUCUUAGACCUUCAUGUGGUUCCCUAGGUUGUCUCCUGGUGAUUAGCAUACAUAUGAAAUGGUAGUGGUGUUGUACGUAGCUACUUGACAUUAUUUUUCAGAAAUAAGCCAAAUGAAUUAUAUAAAUGUAUACGUAUACACAUAUAGAGAGACAGUGGUCAUCGGUCCUGCUGCUGCUAAUGGGAAGAGAGAAGGACCAAUGUCUGGAGAGGAUUCUGCAGAAGAGAUGACGUUAAUAGCCACGCCCCUGUGAUCUCUGCAUUUGCCAAAUUAUCACGAAAUGUUUUGUGAAUUUGUCCUCUUUUUUUUUUUUUGGGUGGAUUAUGAGUGGAAAAAAGAGCCGGAAACCACACAACUGGACUAAAAACAGUUUGCUCUCUUGCCCAGCCCUGUGUGCUCAGGGCUGUACCUCAUGUACAUAUAGUCCCACCCGGUCGUACUGCAGUCUCCUCGGAUUGUAGAGCGUCUCUUUUGCAUUGGUCCCUUAGGUAAAGCAGGACUGCCUGGAGUGAAGGCUAGAAGGAGGGGAGGGGGAGGGGGAGGGUGAUUAUAGUAGCUGGUAGUGAGAAAGAGGCAGAAGAUGGAGACUGAGAAGGGAACUGAGUGUUCGGAGGGAUGAAUAAUCCUGUCGAAGGAUGGCUUAGUCACUGUAAUCGUGCAAAAAUAUUAAUCGAGCUGUGCAUAUUACCAGUUAUUGCUGAACACUUGUGUGUGUGUGUGUGUGUGUGUGUGUGUGUGUGUGUGUGU
Messenger RNA from Anarrhichthys ocellatus (wolf-eel), 1563 nucleotides. RefSeq names its product importin-13-like. Lineage: Eukaryota; Metazoa; Chordata; Actinopteri; Perciformes; Anarhichadidae. Gene Ontology annotation, biological process: protein import into nucleus. The record is from RefSeq and is a predicted model, not a curated record. Bases 165 to 461 code for a protein of 98 amino acids. The transcript is spliced from 4 exons. Gene Ontology annotation, cellular component: cytoplasm.